Polychytrium aggregatum is the source of this 3014-nucleotide messenger RNA. RefSeq names its product armadillo-type protein. Gene Ontology annotation, molecular function: protein binding. The record is from RefSeq and is a predicted model, not a curated record. NCBI's taxonomy places the organism in Eukaryota, Fungi, Chytridiomycota, Chytridiomycetes, Polychytriales. Bases 190 to 2883 code for a protein of 897 amino acids. The transcript has 3 exons.
GCCGAUCGAUCUGUCGAUCAGCCUGUCCAUCUAUCGACUCGCAUCGAUCUGCCUUCGAAGCCAUCCAGCUGCAUCCAUCGAUCUGCCACCUGGAUCGUCAGCGUUCCUCUCUGAUCGCAUCCCGCCUCCAGAUCAUCUCCAGCAUCCCGCUGCAUCGCUGUUCCCCCGAGCCUGCACAACCAACCCGAAAUGACGCACACCGACCAGAACUGGGACCAAGCCAUCGAGUCUCUGACACAGAAGAUCGAAGCAUCCAGCAUCAUCGGUCCCGAGGUGUUCCUGGAGCGAGCUGCUGCCUAUGAGAAGCGCGAACAAUACGAUGCCGCCCUCAACGACGCCAGAACAGCCAUCUCCAUCGACCGACAGAACAAGGCCGCUAUCGAGACCAUCCAGCGAAUUCUCAAGGCGUCGGUCCAGAAGACCUCGGCCGACUCAGCAUCGCCAGUGUUGCUGCUCUCCAGAAGCUGUGUGCGCGAAGACGACCUCGAGUCUGUGACGAACCCUCAGUCCCCACAAUAUCGCGAGCGUUUUGCAUCCGUCCAGCGCCUCGCUAUGCUCACCAGCGACGAGGACGUGGCCAAACGGCUGGUCAAGGACGGCGGCAUCGACGUCCUCAUCCCGACCUUCUUUCGCGAGCGAGAGCUGCUGGGUGAAAAGGCCGCGCCAUCCAUCCAAGCAGGCCUUCUCAAAGUCUUGCUGAAUCUCUCGAGCAUCAGCGAGCACGGGCCGAUCAUGCUGUCGUUUUUCACCAGCGACAACAUCGCGGUAUUCACUGGAAGCAAAGUCGUUGCCACCGUCCAUAUGGCAUGCGAUGUGCUCGCCCAGGUCGUCCUCAACUCGAUUCCCAGUCUCACCAGCGCCUCGCUCGCCGACUCGGCCGUCGCCAUCGUCAAGCGCCUCUGCUACUUUCUCCAGCCCGAGUUUGACGAGUCGCUGCGUGUUGCCGGCGUCAACGGCAUCAUGAAGGCCAUCGGAAACAGUGACUUGGCCUGGCUGUUUGUCCAGGCGAAGGAGUUUGAGAGUGUACUCCAACUCGUUGAUUCGCCCGGCAUCCGGCUGCCAUCGCUUGUUCCCGUGGCCCUGGGUCGAUUCAUUGAGCUUAUCGAUAGCUCCAAGCACAGCGCCGUCCAAGCCAACCUGCAAAAGUACAUCACGGCCUGGCUGGACUCUGGCAAGCUUGCUGAUCGAACUCGCGGCCUUCGUGUCCUGUCGGCGCUUUUCCAGGCCAACAGCAGCUUCGGAAGCACGGUAUUUCAUAGCAGCGGAGUUAUAGAGCAGAUUCUCGACUGCCUUGAGUUUGAAACCCAGUCCGAGGCCAUUCAGAUCGCCGCACUCCAUGUUCUUGUCGACGCCUGCAACGAAAAGUCAUGCCGCGGCAUGAUCGCGACCAACUUUGCCCGUCAUGUCCAGCAGCUGUCGUCGCACCCGAACCAAGAGAUCCAGAUCACCGCAGCGGCAAUUUCGAUCAAGCUGUCGCUUGGUGAAAAGGGUGUUGAAGCGAGCCCCUCUCAGCUCGACCACCAGGCGAGGCUAUUGAUGUCAUCUUUUGUCGAUGUGGCUUGCCCAGCUGUGACAAAGUCAAACGCGCUGGAAGCUCUCGCCUAUCUGUCGCUCUACCCACCCGUCAAGGAGGCCGUCUGCAAUAGCACCGAGUUCCUCAAGCGGCUCUUUGACUUUAUCAAGUCCGAGGACCGGUUCAAUCAAUACGGUGCUGUGACUGUGCUUGUCAACCUCAGCAACUACCGAAAGCGGCUUUCAGAGGAGGAGGAGCAGGUCAUGAAGCUCAAGAAAAUGUCCGGAGAGCCCCAGGGCGUUCUCAACAACGAGAGCCCGCUGGACGAUGAUCCUCGUGUCGAAAAGCGGUGUGCCACGCUGGUCAAGGCCGGAGCCAUCACAGCACUGGUAACGCUCUCCGGCUCGCCGAGCCCAAGUGUUCGCGACAGUGUCUGCCAAGCACUGCUCAACCUCGCAGUCGACAAGCGGAACCGCGGCUUCAUGGUUCAGCAAGGCGCCGUCAAAGCACUCAUGGCCUUGACAAGCACAGCGUCGCCGGACGGCAUCGCAGUGGCUUCCCAGGCGCUCGCCAAGAUUGCCAUCACCACGGAUCCCAAUCUAGCUUUCAAGGGCCAGCGUGCCGUUGAGCUGGUGCGACCCCUGAUCAACCUCUGCAAAGGCGACAACGAGCUGCGACAAUUCGAGGCCCUGAUGGCACUCACUAACCUGGCGAGCAUGGGCGGAGAUGUUCUGGACCGCAUCGUCGAAGUCAAGGGCAUCCGCGACAUCCAGCAUCUGCAGUUUUCGGAUCACGAACUUGUCCGCAGGGCUGCUACCGAGGCUCUCUGCAACGCCAUAUGCCAUCCCGCCGUUUUCGAGUCCUAUGCCAUCCCAAGCGCUCGAGAGUCCAAUCUCAAGGUGAUGGUGGCCCUCUCCGACGUCCCGGACUUUGAAACCCGCCGUGCCGCCUCGGGUGCCCUUGCGAUCCUGAGCUCGGACUCGCGCGUGGUUGACUAUUUCAUCACGGAGCCGUCUGGUCGCCCCCUCGAGGUUCUUGCGGCGCUGAUUGAUGAUGACCCGGACACCGAAAGCAGCGCCGAUGCGGAUGCCGAUGCGGAUACCAAUGCGGAUACCAAUGCCGAUGCAGGCACCCCCUAUCGUCUUUCCGAGUCCGAGCGCGGCGAGCUGCAGCACCGUGCGAUCGAGUGCCUGCGCAACUGUGCAAAGUCUGGGCGCGCGGCGGUCGUCAAAAUGCUUGAGACUGGCGUAGUCCCCAAAAUCAUCAAGUUGCUCAAGCUGGAGAAUCCGGCCGUGGUCGAAGCCACUGUCGAGACACUGAUGGUGCUCAAGUCGGAGGCGGCGAAGCUCAAGGGCGGCGUCGAUAUCUAAAUGCGACGGUUUGUUGCGGACGGAGAUACCAGGUGGGUUUUGGCAAUGCGUACUAGAGGCUGGAUGGUGUUCAUCGGCCCGCCGUCCUCCCUCCGUAUUGCGGCUGCACAAUAUAUCUUGGAUCAAUAGAA